Messenger RNA from Pogoniulus pusillus (Red-fronted tinkerbird), 5079 nucleotides. RefSeq names its product zinc finger protein 883-like. The transcript has 3 exons. Lineage: Eukaryota; Metazoa; Chordata; Aves; Piciformes; Lybiidae. The coding region runs from base 235 to 2052 and encodes 605 amino acids. The record is from RefSeq and is a predicted model, not a curated record.
GCGGGGGCACAGCAGCGGCCGCGGAGCGCCGGGAGCUGGGCGCAGGCUGCGCUGCCGCCGCGGAGCUGCCGGAGCCGGAGCGGCGGGGCUGAGUCCUCUCCAUCCCUGCCCCUCUGGGCUGCACAAGAGAAGAGUUUGCAGAUCUGCCCCUGCAGAACCCAGGUGCUGGGUUUCAGGAGUGAUUUGUCCCUGGAGCCUCACCCAGGAGCAGAGAGGUGAUCACUGCCCACCAGCAUGGCUCCCCACAAGGACCCAGAGCACAGCCCAAAGAGGAAGCAGCGCCCAGAGAAGAAGCAGCGCCCAAAGAAGCAGCACCCAGAGAAGAAGUUGGAGGAACCAAAGAGCAACUUGAAGGAAGAGAAGAAGGAGGAGGAGGAGGAGAUAGAGAUUACCAAAGCCAUGGAUGAGAAGGACAGUGAGGAGGAACUACGUAUGGAGAAGGAUGGUGGUGGUGGCCACAUGAAGGAGGGGGAUGAUGAGGAAGAGAAGAAUGGAGAGAAGGGCAAUGCCUCUCUGCCACCCCAGCAUGCAAAUCAGUGCCCUGAGGGUGGGCAGAGCUUCCCCCCCAGCUCAAAGCCAGUGGAACGCCACCGCCCCCACCCCAUCACUGAGCCCUCCACCUCCAGUAACAGCACCAAGAGCCUCAACCUCAGCUCCAGCCUCAGCCAGCACUGCCACAUCACCCCUAAGAAGAAGCCCUACAUCUGUGCUGGCUGCGGCAAGACCUUCACCCGCAGCCUGAACCUCAUUGCCCACUGGCACAGCCACGCCGGCACCAAGCCCUUCGCCUGCACUGACUGUGGCAAGAGCUUCCGCUACGGCUCCAGCUUCUUCCAGCACCGCCACGUCCACACCGAGGAGAGGUCCCACACCUGCGGUGACUGCGGCAGGAGCUUCCCGGAGAGCUCGAUGCUCAUCGCCCACUGGCACGUCCACGCCGGCGACAAACCCUUCACCUGCAGCGACUGCGGCAAGAGCUUCAGCGUCAGCUGCCACUUCUUCCGCCACUGCCGCGUCCACACGGGCGAGAAGCCCUUCUGCUGCGCCGGCUGCGGCAAGAGCUUCCGCUGGAGCAAGACCCUCAUCUCCCACUGGCGCGUCCACAGCGGCGAGAAGCCCUUUGCCUGUGACGACUGCUGCGAGACCUUCUGCCACAUCUCCCACUUCGAGGAGCACCGCUGCGUCCAAGCCGCCAGGACGCCCUACAGCUGCGGCCGCUGCGGCAGGGGCUUCAGCCUCAGCUCUGACUGCCAGCAGCACGUCUGCAGCUCCCCCUCCCAGGACCACAAGCAAGACAGAAGCAAGGAGGAGCAGGAGAGCUUGGAGCAGGACUCAGACACGGUGCAGCCCAAGCGAACUGGUGCCAGCAAGAGGCCAGAAUCCCGCAUCAAGAGCUUGAUCAAACACCUCCGCAUCCACGCAAACAAGAGGUCCUUGACCUGCCCUGACUGUGGUAAGAGCUUCAAACAGAAGUCCCAUCUCACCCAGCACUCCCGCACCCACACCAGCGAGAGGCCCUUCAUGUGUAAGGCCUGCCAGAGGUGGUUCACCGACAAGUCCUCCCUCACCCAGCACUAUCGCACCCACACCGGUGAGAAGCCCUUCACCUGCCCUGACUGUGGCAAGAGCUUCCGCCAGGCCUCCACGCUUGCCCAGCAUCGCCCUGUCCACACGGGUGAGAAGCCCUACCACUGCACCACGUGUGACAAAUGCUUCAGCUCCAGCUCCAACCUCAGCCAGCACCUCCGUGUCCACACGGGCCAGAAGCCCUUCUCCUGCACCAUCUGCGAGAAGAGCUUCACCCGCAAGUAUGACCUCAUCAAGCACUCUCGCAUCCACACGGGCGAGCAGCCCGAGAAGACUUAUGUCUGCCCUGACUGCAGCAGGAGGUUCCUCCACAAGUCCUCCCUCACCCAGCACCGCCGUGUUCACACGGGGGAGAGGCCUGUCUUCACCUGCCCCCGCUGUGCCAAGAAGUUCAGCAGCAGGUCCACCCUCAAUCGGCACCACCGCACCCAGGCCUGUGAGAAGUCUGAGGAAGUGAAGUCAUAACCGUGCCGAUGGACGCUGCUGGGCUAAGCCUGAUCCCCCUGGGAAGCCUUUGGCCAUCAAAUUGAACCAAAAUCACCUCAUUUCCACUGUUUCCUUGCAGGCUGGAGGGCUCCAGCAGCAACAAACCCACCCCACACCCCCCCCACCUUUUCCCAGUUAAUGAUGGUAAUAGUUAAGAGUGAUGAGUAGGCACAGGUGGUGCCACCACAGGAGCUGCUCCAGACCUUGCUGGGAUUUGACUGUGGUUUUUCCCUUCCCUGACAAGUCUUUUGGUUUCCCAGGGCUAAACCCAACCUCCUCAUCUCCCGUUGUGGUGGCUUGGCCCUGUCUGGGGUGGGGACUGCCCACCAAAGCCACUCUGUCACUCUCAUUCCUAGAUGGACAAAUGAGGGUGAAAAGUGUAACAAGAGACCUGUGGCCCAAGACAGGCCCAAUAAAGCAAAAGUGAAAGCCAAGGUUGCCUGCAGAGGUGGAAGCAGAGCAAACACAGAUCCUCUUCUCUGUUCCCCAUCAGCAGAUGGUGUCCAGCUGCUCCCUGGGGCUCCAACAUGCACAGCAGCUGGUCUGGAGAACAAGCCACCAAUGGAGGCCUGCAUCUCCUCCUUGCUAGAUGUGGAGAUGUUGCUGCCUUGUAGACCACAGGCACAUGGCAGUGUCCAUCCUGUCCUUUCAUUCCCAGGAACUGUGUCUCUUGAGCAGGUCCUUUGACCUUGCUGCUCUUUUUUUUCCUUUCAUGGCAAAUUUGGCCUUCAAAAUAAUCUGAAUGAUUUAUUGUUUUCCACUUCCUGAGUGCUCCUUCUGCCUUGGUGCCCCACACAGUGAUGCCAUCAAUGUGCUGCUGAUCUUCAGGGGCAGCAUCCUCUUCCAAAUGCUGGAGCUGUGCUCCCACACCUGGGGCAGUCAGUCCCAGGUGUCCUGCACACCCUUCCAGCUGACAGCAAACUGUGCCCUGUGCUCUGCUGCCAACAGAAUCAAGAAGAACACAUUGGCAACAUCAGUCAUAGCCUCCCCCUUGGCUGCUUUCCACUCCAGCUCACACUGGAGCUCUGCUCUGCCUGGCACAGCCACCCUGAGUGGCAUUGCCUCGCUCAGGCCACAGUAGUCUGCUGUUAAUCUUCACUUGCCCUCAGGCUUUUGCAAUGGAGGACUAUUAAAAGGUGACUGCACCUUGCUGAUUUCCCCCCCCCUUGAGUCUCCAGCUGUGAAUCAGCUCAUGGACAGGAGCCAGGGAGCUUCAGUUUGCAUGAUGCUGCCAUUGGUGUGCUCUCCUGGUAGCAGCUGGUGCCUGUUGUUGCACUUCAGCCUGCAGCAGUCUCACAAUGAAGAGAUCUUCUGAAAGGCCAAGCAGGGUAAGACAGUUCUCUGAUCUCUGUAUUCACCAGGGCCAUGCCAAAAACCUAUCAGUAGGCCUCUGGGUCCUUGAACUACCCAAGGGGCCUCUGGGCUGGUCAAAAUGGGAAGCUUUUCCCCACCUGUUCUCUGUUAAAUUUACAUGAAGCCUUUAAUGCUGUUGUGGUUUGAGGCUGGGUGCCUUGAAGAACCAUGAAGUUGAAGGCUUGCAGAGGCAAGACAGGGCCAGGAGGUGGACUAGAAAGUGCAAUUUUAAUCUUAUUUCAUUCCCAUACAUCCUGCAUCCCUAUGGAGUUGGUUUGCAGAGUCAGUUCCCUCCCUCUUCUCUCCCUCCCUGUUCCUGAGGGAGGCCACACAGGCUGUUACCUUUUGCCUGUUUCAGCCUCAGCAGUGCUGCCACUUGGGGCCCAGAGAGGCCUGACUGGGGCCUGGGGCUGCCAAGCUGAAUUUUAGCUGCAUCACCUAGGUUUGUUGUUUAGGGCUGGGGAGUGGUGGGCAUGUGGGCAUUUGAGGCCUGGAUCUAUGGCCUGGGUUAGAUUUGUGUGAAGCUUUGGGCUAGGGAGGUUGUUGGAGAGCCAUGGCCAAGGUGGACUGUGGUUGUGGUGUAUUUUCUGUGGCCAUGAAGAGCACUUCCAUUGAUGCUUCCCACUCGUACCCAAUCAUGUUACCUCUUUUGGAAGAGGUGUAAAAGAGCUUCUGGCCUCUCAAAACCCAGACACAGAUAACUCUUGACAUCCCCCCCCCCCCCCACAUGUCACUCCAGAGAUCCAGAUGGAUGCCCUGGUUGUGCACUGGUGUGUAGGUUGUGCACUGGUGUCUGCCAGCACCACCUUACACUGCUGUGAGUCGUGUGCCAGGCCAUGAAAUCCACACAGCUGAGUCCACACUCAUCCCUUACCUCCUCCUGGCCCAAGGCUCCUCAUCAGAAUACUCACUGAAUGUGGUGGUGCCAGACCAGAGGUCCCCUCAUCAGCAUCAAGGGAUGUAAACUCAGUUCUCCUCUGACUGGCAGGGGGUUGAUUGCCUCCUCGAGUCUCCACAGCAGCUACCUUGGCUGCCUUCUUUAUGUGGUCCCCUUCUGAAGUGCUGUUAAUCCUCUCAGCUCACACACAAGAGCCUCCAGUCUAGGAGCAGCUUUGCCAUGCCACUUCCUUCUGUCCCCACCCAUGGUCAUGCAGCAGUAAACCAGGGUGCUCCACCUGCCAUACACCUAUCUGCUGCCCACCUCCUGUCUGCCUGGUGCAGGAGAGGCUUUGUGUUCUCAGGUCUCCUGAUAGGUGAGGCACUGGCUCUUGGGCAUGAGGAGGCACAGAGGUGGCAUCAUGGAUGCAGCAGCCUGCUGCUGGCACUCACACCAUGAACGUGCUGGCUGGACCUGAAGUUUGGAUUGGUGCAUGGGAGGCUUCCUGUUCUGGUUGCUGCUUCUGGUUCUUGGCUGCUGGCUUUGUGCUGGCAUCAGAACGGGUGGGAAUUGGGUACCUGCUGGGUUUGGUUUCCUGUUUUAGGCUCAUUUCCCCCCCCCACCCUGCCCCACUCUGUGUGUUUCAGUGCACUGCUGCUGCAAGCAGGCUAAGCUAAGGUAAUCAUGGAUGGUAUUGCUGGAUUAAUUAGGUGAUUAAUUAUGCAUUGUGCUCCUGGUAUCUUCUGUUACAUUAAACUCUUUUCUCUUUACCCUGA